Messenger RNA from Eleginops maclovinus (Patagonian blennie), 3588 nucleotides. RefSeq names its product choline transporter-like protein 5-A. NCBI's taxonomy places the organism in Eukaryota, Metazoa, Chordata, Actinopteri, Perciformes, Eleginopidae. Bases 87 to 2273 code for a protein of 728 amino acids. The record is from RefSeq and is a predicted model, not a curated record. Gene Ontology annotation, biological process: transmembrane transport. The transcript is spliced from 22 exons. Gene Ontology annotation, molecular function: transmembrane transporter activity.
GCAGCAGCAGAAACUCUUCCACACAGGCUCUUCUUCACUUCUUCCUUUUCUUUUGUUACCGCUGUCCGCCAGCAGCCCCUCGCGCCAUGGCACCGCACCGGUACACCCAUAGCAGCUCCUCCGCCGUGAAGAGCGAGCCCGCCGUGGGAGCCGCACCGCCCGGGCACUACGGAGAACCACACAAGUUUGAUCCUUCCUUCCGAGGUCCAGUCCGCAGAAGAAGCUGCACUGAUAUCCUGUGUUGUUUGAUCUUCAUCAUUGCCAUCCUCUCAUAUGUGGCCCUGGGAAUAGUGGCCUGGUUACAUGGGGAUCCCAGGAAGGUGCUCCACCCAACCAACAGCUAUGGCCAGUUCUGUGGUCAGAAGGGGACUCCCAAUGAGAAGAAACCUAUCCUUUUCUACUUCAACAUCUUGAAAUGUGCCAACCCAUCCAUACUCAUCAACCUGCAGUGCCCCACAACUCAGAUGUGUGUUUCAAAGUGCCCUGACAGGUUUGCCACAUACACUGAGAUGCAGAUACAACACACACUCAGCCAGAGCUACUGGGAAUAUUACAGAGACUUCUGUAAGCCUGGCUUUAACAACCCUAACAAGCCGGUCUCUCAGGUGCUACGAGACGAGGACUGCCCCUCCAUGCUCAUCCCCAGUAAACCAUUCCUCCAGAGAUGUCUCCCUGACUUCACCUCUCGGAAUGGGACUGUGACUGUGGCUAACAGGACCAGCUUUAAAGAUGCUCUGGAAACGGCCCGCAGUGUCACUGAACUCCAACAUGCUGCCAAGGGUAUAACUGGACUGGUGGACACCAAGGAGCUGGGUAUGAAGAUAGUGGAAGAUUAUGCCAAGACAUGGGCAUGGAUACUCAUAGGUCUGCUCUUAUCCCUGGCUGUGAGUCUGCUCUUCAUCCUGCUGCUGAGGUUCACCGCAGGCCUGCUGUUGUGGACCACCAUCAUCACUUUCGUACUGCUGCUGGCUUACGGUAUGUGGUACUGCUCCAUGCAGUUGUCCAGGCUGAGAAACACACCUGGCUCUGAUGUUGCCAUAUUAGCAGUGGGUAUGCAGACUGACCUGCAGGUCUACCUGCAGCUCUCUCAGACAUGGAUCAUUUUAUUGGUGUCUCUGGCAGUGACAGAAGCGUCCAUCCUGUUGAUGUUGAUCUUCUUACGGAGAAGAGUGCAAGUGGCCGUCGCCCUGCUCCGAGAGGCCAGCAAAGCCAUCGGUUACAUCAUGUCCACGCUCUUCUUUCCAGUCCUCACCUUCCUCCUGCUGACUGUCUGCAUCUCGUACUGGGCCGUCACUGCAGUUUACCUGGCCUCCUCAGGGGAAGCAGUCUACAGAGUCAUGUCACCUGAUGUCAGCUGUCAGUAUGCCAACAGCACCUGCAAACCUGAGAGCUUCAACAGAAGCAACAUCUCCACGUCAGCCUCGUGUCAGGGCUCUCGCUGUCUGUUCGCCUUCUACGGGGGGGAGACUUCCUACCACCGCCACCUCUUCCUGCUGCAGCUGUCCAACCUGCUGCUCUGCCUCUGGCUCGUCAACUUCAGCCUGGCCCUGGAACAGUGCAGCCUGGCCGGGGCCUUCGCCAGCUACUACUGGGCCAGGAGGAAGCCUCAGGACAUCCCCCCAUGUCCCCUCUUCUCCUCGUUUAGCAGGGCCCUCAGGUAUCACACCGGCUCUCUGGCCUUUGGAGCUCUAAUUCUGUCCGUUGCACAGCUGGUACGGAUCAUUCUGGAAUAUGUGGAGCAGAGACUCAAAGGUGUUAACAACGUUGUGUCCAGGUUCCUCCUGCGCUGUCUGCAGUGCUGCUUCUGGUGUCUGGAGAAGUUCAUCCGCUACAUGAACCGUAAUGCUUACAUCAUGGUGGCCAUCUAUGGGAAGAACUUCUGUACUUCUGCUAGAGAAGCCUUCCUCCUGCUCAUGAGGAACGUGGUGAGGACUGCAGUUCUGGACAGAGUGACGGACUUCCUGUUGUUCCUGGGUAAAGUACUGAUAGCAGGAGGAGUUGGUGUGGUGGCAUUCUUCCUCUUCACUAAGAAGAUCCCUGUUUUCCAGGAGGAAGUGCCCAGUCUCAACUACUACUGGGUCCCCCUGCUGACGGUGGUGCUCGGUGCCUUCCUGAUCGCUCAUGCUUUCUUCAGCGUCUACGCCAUGUGUGUGGACACACUCUUCCUCUGCUUCUGUGAUGACCUGGAGAGGCAUGAUGGUAGCUCAGGAAAACCAUUCCUCAUGUCCCCAGAGCUGCACAGGAUUCUGGGAAAAUCCUCUCAGUCUCGUUGAUAGGCAGUCCUCCUGACCCGCAUCAGAAACGUCCACACAAUGAGAGACAGAGACGUCCUCACAAAGGAACAUCAACAGAGAGACGCCCCCUCACAGGGAGUCGUCCCCUCACUAAGACACAUCCGCAGAGAGACGUCCCCACACAAAGACAGACACCUUAACAGACAUUAACAGAGAUGUCCCACACUGAGAGACAUUCAAACACACAGAGACGUCCAACACAGAAACAGACUGACGUCCCUACACUAAGAGUGGUCCCCGCACUGAGAGACAUCAAAAGAGAGACAUCGACAAAGAGACGACCCAACCCAGAGAGACGUCCCGACACAGAGAGACAUUCCCACACAGAGAGACAUCAAAAAAGAGACGCCCCACACUAAGAGAUGUCCCACACUGAGAGACGUCCCACAAUGAGUGACGUCCCCACACAGGGAGUCGUCCACUCACUAAGACACAUCCACAGACAGACGUCCCCACACAGAGGCCCGUCCCCACACAGAGAGACUUCCCCACACAGGGAGUCGUCCUCACACAGACAGACGUCCACUCACUAAGACACAUCACAGACAGACGUCCCCACACAGAGAGACUUCCCCACACAGAGAGACGUCCCCACACAGGGACGUCAAAAGGGAGACAUCGACAGAGAGACGUCCCAACACAGAGAGAGGGACAUAGACGUGGCUGCUGCAGUUCUCUUCUGCUGAACAUGCAGGGACAAAGCAGGAUGAUACUGACUGAAAUAUGACACGUGAGGAGUGAGUUUAAGGUCAAAAACAGAUGGAAGUUCUUCAGGUAUUGUGCUGUAUAUCACUCUCUGCACUCACUUCUUUGCUGUGCUAAAGUCGGCCAUUGUUGUUCUGGGGUCAUAUCGAAGCCUCAAAGGAGGAGAUGACGUUGCUUUGCAUGAGCCUUACUUUGUAUUUAAGAUGUGUUUACUAAGGCCUUCUAUGAACUACCUUUUUACAAGGUGUGUGUCUGAAUGUUCAAACAGUAACUGUAACGUUGUUCACUCAUGUGAUACCUGUUAUAAAUGAAUAACAUCUACUUCUGACCUGUUUGGAAAACACCAUUCAAAGCCAGGAGCUCAUCAGGACUUAUUCUGGGGUUCCUCUUCGCUCCACUUUCUGAUAACAGUAAAGUGAUGAUUACACAAACAACUCCGAACUGCAAUAUUCCACGUCAGACGUUUGCUAUGUAAAACCACGGUUUAUAAAUCCUUCAUUUUUUAUGAAAUGGUUACAUUUUUGUAUUUGUAGUGUUCUUUUGUUUGUUUUUCAGGGGGGGGAUAUUUGAAUAAAAUCAAAUGUUCAUA